AUGAAUUCAUCUGUAUGGUAUGAUGACGUCUUCAAUGACAACGAUAAUAUCAAAGCAUAUACCAACUACUAUUUAAAACAUCACAAUCUGCGUCGUCGAUCGUCAAAGUUACAUCGUCAUGAUUCAUUACGACGAAGCAUGUCAUCAGAAGACUUAACAAACUUAGACGAACAUGAAAAUAAAAGUAAAUUGUCUGUUGCAAAAACAAUCAAAGAAGGAUCAUCACUUAAUUCUCUCGUUCUCCAAGUCAACAGAGACGCUAUUUGUGGAAAUUUACACGAAUACUGGUUUGAUCGAAAUCAACUGAGUCAGAACCUUCGUCCGUCUCUAAUAAGACUAUUAGCAGGUGAUGAUGAUAUCACGAAUGGAGAUCAAUGUAAUAAUUAUGCGACAUCUACAGAAAAUAUCAUUAAGCCUUUAUUUUUCCAUUGUAAACGAGGUGCAAAAUUUCGACGUCCUGGUAUAUGUAAAAUAAUCGAUAAAGUUCAAUAUAAUGAACAAACGCAAUUUGUCUGCGAUUUAGCAAAACUGGUCAUAAUGGAAAUAAACUUAAAAUCGCUAUAA
Messenger RNA from Didymodactylos carnosus, 564 nucleotides. Lineage: Eukaryota; Metazoa; Rotifera; Eurotatoria; Philodinida; Philodinidae. The record is from the annotation of a GenBank genome assembly.